UCCUGUCGCAAUAAUAUUUAUGUUUACAAAGUAUGUUUUUAUUCAAAUGGUCUUUAACAAGCUUUUCGCGUGGAAGUAGAACUAUGAGGGAAAAUUAGAGCAAAUGAAAGUGCACGUGGUUAUAUGGUACCACCGUAUUUACGAGCACGUGAUGUAGUUGUAACUGGACAUGUUGGUGACAUCGACGAUGAAAGAUCGCGAAAAAAAUGCAGGAAAGUACGAAAAACAUUUGACGACUUUAAAAUCGCAUAGCAAGAUUCGCCGAUAAGUCGGAAUUUAAGAGGACUGAGAGUCAAACAUUGACAGCAUAUAAUAUUAACACACUGUCGACGAAUUCCUAGUGGUAUAUUCAUUAGAGAGCGAGAACAAAGCGUUACCGGAAGAGUGACUAAGGACAUAGUUUCUGGUUUCACGCACGAAAUUUCCUUGUACAAUAAGUCAUUACGCAAAUUUCACGUGUGCGUGUGGAGAGGAAGUUCACUGCGAUUGGUCGCUUUUGAUUUGUUCGACAAUGUUCACGUGAAAGGAUACUGACUAGUAAACAAACUCAGACACUGUACUGCAAUGAAACGUAAGAUAUUUAGGGCUCGUUUAAAUUAGGACAUAUUCUGCGCAGAGCCCAUUCUUGCCGGUUGCAGAGUUUCACAGCUGUCGUUCGAAUUGAGCCAGAGAAAACUGUGUACGUUAUUGCAAAUUCCCCUGUAAUAAUUGUGUGGGAAACUCUUGGCCUCCUCUAAUAGUGGAUAAUUUUUUUUAAUACUACACGGUGGUACACGAGGAAAAAUGCCUCCAACUCAGUCUUUGAAAUCGUGUGUGGUUAAAUUAGGUUCUUGCAGAAAAAGUGACUCGGAGCUUGUAAAAAAGGAUAAAAGAGUGCAUUUUGCAGAUUCAAUGGGACUUGCUCUCGUAUCCAUAUUUUAUUUACCGCAACCUCCUACGAGAACGAAAUUACCUCAACAGCGAAGAUGCGAAGAGAAAGCUAAACUAUUAAAUUUUUUACAGCCAGUAGAAAAAAGAGACUUCAAUGAAAGACUUAACAGCCUUAACGUUUCCCUAGAAAAUAUUGUUCUGCGGAACUUUGGGGUCUUUGGAACAGUGAAAGUUCGGAAUCUGGCGUACGAAAAAAGAAUUACAGUGCGGUACACGAUCGAUGGCUGGUCAAGUUUUCGUGAUGUAGUGGGUAAUUAUGUACAUGGCUCUUACAAUGGAAUCACAGAUACUUUCUCAUUUGAAAUAGCUAUACCGACAACUCUUAUCAAAGACUGCAAACUGGAGUUUGCCGUGUGCUACAAGGUACUAGGAGUAGAAUUUUGGGACAAUAAUAGUGGAGACAAUUAUCGUGUUAUGUGCUAUUCACCGAACCAGUGGAAAUCUCGAGAGUGGGUUUAUAAUAAUAACAGUAGUUUGAACGUUUAUGGGCAUAUCCAAUACAGAUAUGUGGGCCUUGGAUUUUGAAAUGAAAGAUUGAAAAGUGUCAAGUUGAAAUUAGAUUUUAGCGAGAACUUCUUAGAAAGGACUUGGAAUCGAACUCUAACCCUCGUCUUAUAGCGUCAAUAAGUUUCAGGAUGCUUAUUUUAGCAGAAGUUGUUCGAACUUCUUUAAACUUAAUAUUAUUGAGAGUUUGAAUUUUUUUACUGGCAUCAUUUGGUCAGUAUAGUCAUUUUUAAUUUUUCAAGGCGAAAGUCAAGCCUCGUAAGUUGAGUUGUCUUCGUAACAACAUCGUACGUUGCUAACGAUUAAAGAAUUUUGUACUCGUGUAUAGAUCAUUUUGUAUUCAAAGUCGAGUUGGCAUCUUAUUUAUUUCAUAAUUGGUUAUGUAAACGGAGAGAUAAAGUAAAUUAAUCGUUUCGAACAUUUGA
Pocillopora damicornis (cauliflower coral) is the source of this 1859-nucleotide messenger RNA. RefSeq names its product protein phosphatase 1 regulatory subunit 3B. Gene Ontology annotation, cellular component: protein phosphatase type 1 complex. Gene Ontology annotation, molecular function: glycogen binding; protein phosphatase 1 binding. Lineage: Eukaryota; Metazoa; Cnidaria; Anthozoa; Scleractinia; Pocilloporidae. The record is from RefSeq and is a predicted model, not a curated record. Gene Ontology annotation, biological process: regulation of glycogen biosynthetic process.